UCCCCCGAGCACGGCAGGCGCCUCCUGGACAGCCCGCAGAGCUGUGCAGCUGCUGCGGGGCUCAGGAAGAGCCAUGUCCACGGCUCGGAUCUGCUGCCUGCUGCUGCUCACGCUGGGGGUGCUGGCAGUGGCGGUGACACUCGUGCUCCUCCUGGCUCAGCCCAGCUGCGCUCCGCAGCGCUACCUGCACGCUGCCGUGGCUGCUGACACCGAGAGCUGCUCCCUCAUCGGCCGGGACAUCCUGAAAAGUGGAGGCUCUGCUGUGGAUGCUGCCAUUGCUGGCUUGAUCUGCACUUCAGUGAUGAACCCUCAGAGUUCGGGCCUGGGUGGUGGGGUCGUAUUUACCAUCUAUAAUGCCAGCACAGGAGCAGUCGAGGUGAUCAACGCCCGUGAGACAGUCCCACGAGUGUUUCCUCACAACUUAUUGUCUGGCUGUGGUGCUGGUUUCCCCUUUGGUCCCCGCUGGAUUGGCGUGCCCGGAGAACUCCGUGGGUAUGAGGAAGCCCAUAAGCGACACGGCCGCUUACCAUGGAAAGCCCUGUUUGAACCAACCAUCAAGCUUCUUUCGGAGCCACUUGUCAUUUCCCCAGUUCUGGACAAAAUUCUCCAUCACCCAGCCUUCGCUGGUCUGGGGAAAAGCCUGUGCCCACUGCUAUGUGAUGGUCAAAGAUUUCUGAAGCGUGGCGAGACCUACCGGUGGCAAGCACUGCAGCAAACACUGCAAGCUGUAGCAGAACACGGAGCUGCAGCGUUCUAUGAGGGAGAGAUAGGAAAGGCCCUGGUGGAGGAUGUCAGGAAGGCUGGGUCCAGCCUCUCACUGGAGGACCUUCGGGCAUACAAAGCAGAGGUGUCCUCAGCUCUGAACAUCACCCUGAACAACCACAUCAAGGUAUUCGCUCCAGGACCACCCAUGGGAGGUGCAGUGCUCAUGUUCAUCCUCAAGGUAUUGGAAGAGUAUAAAUUCCAUAAAGCAUCACUGGCAACACCUGAGGAGGAGGUAGAAACCUAUCACUACAUUGCAGAGGCCCUGAAGUUUGGCAACAUGCUAAGACCCCGCAUGACUGACCCAGCCUUCUCUGAAGCUCAGGUGCCUGUGGGGACCGUGUUGUCUGAGCAGUUUGCAGAGUUUGUGAGGCAGCGGAUAGAUGCUCAUGGUGACCACUCACUCAGCCACUACAACCUGCUGGAGUCCCUCUACAAUGACAGAUACAAAAGUAUGGGCACGAGCCACAUCUCUGUGCUCGCUGCAGACGGCAGCGCCGUGUCUGCCACCAGCACCAUCAACUACCUGUUUGGCUCCCUUGUGUAUUCUAACCAAACUGGGAUCAUUUUAAAUAAUGAACUUGCUGACUUCUGCAUAUCAAACAAAAGCAUUAAAGCAGGAGAGAAGCCUCCCUCAGCAAUGGUGCCUUCCAUCCUCAUCUCCAAGUCAGGAGACAUGCUGGUGAUUGGAGGAGCUGGAGGGGGCUGGAUUAUCAGUGCUAUCACCAUGGCGAUUAUAAACAAGCUGUGGCUUGGCUAUGACUUGGAACAUGCCAUUUCAGCUCCUGUCAUGCAUACCCAGGGUGACAGUGUCCUAUUUGAGGAGUCUUUCAGCAAGGAGAUUAGGACUGGCCUGCUGGGAAGAGGACAUAAAGAAAAGAAAGAUAAAUUUGCAUUGAAUGUUGUACAGGGAAUUUCCAAGGAAGGAAAAUGCAUCUCUGCUUACUCUGAUAAAAGGAAGCUGGGGAAGUCAGCUGGAUAUUAGCGUGAAAUGCCAUCACAAUCCACAAAGGCACAGGAGAUUCAGAGCACGCUUUGCUUGGACAUGCCCAUAAUUUCCUGUUCCCAUCAGGAUGUCUCCUGGAGCAUGGGCACAGUCUGUGAUUACAUCUAACUCCAGUAGACUGCAGGUCUACAAGGACAGGUCAGCUAACCUUGUUUAGAGAUACACCUUUCAUUACUUAUGCGAUACACAGAGAACGUAUUUCUUGAGCACAUCAGUUACUCAAAAUGAGAGAAUACAAAGUGUGAAAGGAAAAUUGGUCCAAACCCCACUGAGAACACUGUGAAAUGGUCCAGCUGUAUCUCCCAUUCCUGAUGGAGCCUUUGUUUCUUUCAGGCUGUUCCACAAUAAGCUUAUUGCUGGGGCUCAGCAAUGUGAAAUACAUAAAUAUUUUAGCUAUGAAAAAGAAGCAUCUAUAGGGUCAGGAUUUUUAAAUCUGAAGCAUUCAGGCUUAGAGCAUGUGUUUGGAAAGGGAAGAGAUCAAAAUUCCACACUCUUGCUCUGUUUUUCCACCCAAAGAAGCCCAGUUUUCCCCAAGGUGGCAGAUGAAGUUACACCAUGGCACAAUUGCUGCCCUGCCUUCCUCUCUCUGCCUCAGGGUGCAAAGGAUCCCACAGGCUCAGGGUAACUGCACCAACACUUCCUCCAGCCCUGUACACGGUGACUGAGGGUAGCUUCCCAUGGGGCCAUGUGAGUUCUCUGCUCCUGGGACAAACAGGCUUCAGCUGAGCUCCCUGGAGGUGCCUCUACCUGUGGUGAGAUGGUUCCCAGUCUGUGCCAGCUCUCCCUCCUCAACACUAGUACAUCAAUCUUUGGGAAGGCAUGUCAGGAAGGCAUGGAAAUGUUUUUGGAAACUUUAGAACUUUCUUCAAAUUGCAAAGUGCAUGUGAUCAGGAGAUGUCACUUGUAGCCCUGAGCUCAGCCUGACCAGGACACAAGGACUGCUGAGAAGUGAUGCAGCACUAUCAGGCAUUAGCAGAAUUCUCCCAUAUCCUUCAUGCUCCAAAUUCCUGUUUACCACAGCUAGUCCCUAGUGUUCCCUUCAGACCACAAGGAGGGCAUUGUAGGACUCUAAGAACUAUCACAGAAAGAGAAAACUUUUGGAGAAGAGACCUGAACGCAAAAGGUCCUCGAUUUUUCACCUGGAUGCAGAGGGUCUUUUGUAGUUUAUCCAUAAUCUCACCCUGUUCAAAAUGGCCAAGAGAAUCAAACAUUUAGGAAGGUAAAAUCUAAAACCCCCAAAGCUCUUCAAAUAUGCUGGGUCAAAUUCCCAGAAUCCUCCAAAAUUCAGUUUUCUGGAAGCUUCUGAGCCUGACUGCCCUAUGGGCACAGUGUUGUGUGUAUGUCUGAAAGAGAAACCAGAGCCAGGCACUAGCAGAGCCCCCCCUCACACACAGAGCCCACAGGACUUCUAGUUCUCCAACAAAUAGAAUCCCUCUGUAAACAUCAUAACAAGCACACACUAUUAAAAAACACACAAUUAAACAAGGCCAGCUAGAUUUUAUGCCAAUGUUUUUACCCACAAAGCCUGUCCAAUAAAGCCAUCAACUUACUGAAAUCUCAGCCUUCAGUUGCAUUUUAGUGAUGGUCCCAGUGAAGCUGACCAGGGCCAGACAUGUGUUUUCCUUCAGAAGCUGUACACCAAGGACUGUAGCACAGCCCCUGCUGUAACAGUGAAUGAUUGCUGAGUUACCAGAUAGUAACCACAAGCCCUUAAUUGUGCAGCUGGAAAUCAAAUUACUCAUGGAUUUACUCCAUGCACUGCCCUGCUCCCUUCUUGUGCAAGUGGAGCUCAUCUUAAAGCUCCCAACUCAGGAAGAACUGCUGGUUUCUCCAUCAGAGCUGCUCACUCGCACUGUGGAAGUGGCCUGGCACCCUGUGAGGCAGCAUCACAGUGCUGGUGAAUGGGAAAGGAAACAGCCCCACAAGCUGAAGAGGGGCAGUUUUUAUGUUCAUUUGGAAGGGGUUACAUUAACUAUGACUACCAAAGAAACCAAAUCUAUCUAACUUGCUGAAGUUUUCUCCCUUGAUUAAGGCCCUUGCCCCAGCUAGCAGUUCCUGGGUGCAUGAGUUCUGGUGCCACAAUGCCACCAGGCAGAGCUGUGUGGGGAAGCACAGCCAGACCCCAUCUGCAGCUCCCACCACAGCACCAGGCAUGCAGACCACACUGGAUGCUGGCUCUGGCAAGAUCCGUGGCUCUUUCUAGCUAACCCCACUGAGCUGAGAGUUCACAAUCAGCAACUGAGAGUGGCACUGGCUGGAGCCAGGGAGAGCACUCCUGGCUUCUCUAUUAGGCUUCAGGGCCACCUUCAGCAGUGCUCUGCUCCCUCUCCAUCAUUUCACUACAGAAAAUCCAAGUCACCAAGUAACUAAGCCUCCCAUUACCUUUGCUUCUGACACCCCUUAGGGUGAAGCACCCUGCAGUACUCCAGCCUCUCACCUUUCCAGUGCAGUAGUAUCACAGCUACUUCCCACCACAUAGACAUGGGAAUAUUAUCUUUAGUCCAGUACUCACAGCAGUUUAACUGCUUAGUAUUAACUUUGCAAGUGAGCCAGUAAAGUGGUUUAAAAACCCAUCAGAAAUUUAAUUUGCAAGACAGAAGGGAAUGCCAGUGCAGAUCUCUCAGUGGGUCAGAGACUUCCAGUCCUGCAGUCCUUCCUAAAAGAAUACCUGGUGAAGCUGAGAUUGUACCUGCUUUGGCACCUCUGCUCUUGCCCUGCCACCUCCUCACCGCUGAAAUCUGCUUGGGUCAGGUGCCUCUCAGUUUUGUCUCUCCACAUUCCUGCUCCUCCCAACAACAGAGCAUUAUUUUUGUACUGAAAUCAACUUACAUGGACUUUCAAAGCAUCAUUGUACAGAGGCUGCUCUAUUUUCUAAUGAAGUCUAAGUUAAACUUUUAAUAAAGUGUUUUUAAACCUG
Messenger RNA from Poecile atricapillus (Black-capped chickadee), 4685 nucleotides. It is a transcript of the gene GGT5, whose product is annotated as gamma-glutamyltransferase 5. Gene Ontology annotation, molecular function: leukotriene-C(4) hydrolase activity; glutathione gamma-glutamate hydrolase. Gene Ontology annotation, biological process: inflammatory response; glutathione catabolic process; leukotriene D4 biosynthetic process. Bases 74 to 1747 code for a protein of 557 amino acids. The record is from RefSeq and is a predicted model, not a curated record. The transcript has 12 exons. Lineage: Eukaryota; Metazoa; Chordata; Aves; Passeriformes; Paridae. Gene Ontology annotation, cellular component: plasma membrane.